AGAGAGGCUUAAUAGGGCAGGCUUCUUCGAGUGAGGUGAGAACUUCUUCCUUCGUUCGUUCCUCGACCUCACCUCUCAAUCGGCUGAAGAGGAGGGCAUUCAAGAUUCGGCUGGUUUCGAACUUUCGUCUGAUCGUCUUCUUCUCAUUUUCAUCAUCUUCUCGUUUUCAUCCGACUGAAGAGGAGGGCAUUCGAGAUUCAACUUCCUUCGUCUCCAAUCUCCAUCUCUUUUUCAUUCGAGCGGUGACAAGUUCUUUUUAGUCUUUCCAAGUUUCCAUUUCGUUUUUUUACAACGUCACUAUAGUAUACAUGUGCUGUUCGAUUUUUUUUUUCUUGUUGUCAUAUGCAUCAAUGAUUCAAUUCAAUGCAUGCCUUCGUCUCCAUCUCGUUGUCUUCUGUUUGUUUCUAAAACUUGUUAGAUGAAGCGUUCUUCACUGUCUGUUAAUUUGUUGAAUGGUGAUAAUUUUUUAAAGCCAUGAACGCAAAAAACUUUUGUUAGUUAUGUAUUUGUCAUUUCAUUAUCUAAUUUUAAUGUAUUGCUUAUCUAGUCAUUUUUCAAUGUUUCUUUUAAUAUCUCAUUUACUUUCUUUUUGGAUUAUUUUAUUUAUUUUUUAAAAAUUAGUCGUCUUUUUCCCGUUUUAUUUUCGAGAUUUUAUACCCGUUUUUUUCUAUCGCCUUAUUAUACCAGUCCAGUCUUUUGUGACAAUGGGCGAAAGCAUGGACAGCUGCUCUAUCUUUCUCGCCCUCCUCUUCGUCACUGUCUCCUUAGCCAUCUUCCUCUUCCGCCUCCCGUCUUCUGAGCGCAACGGCAAGGGCAAAGCUCGACGUCGCCUCCCGCCUGGCCCAUUGCCGCUGCCCAUCAUCGGUAACAUCCAUCAACUGGGCUUCAACUUUGCCUAUAUCGUGCCCUCCCUCCGCCGAAUUAGAGCUCGUUAUGGGCCAGUCUUCCGUCUCUAUCUUGGCAAUCAAACAGUGGUUUUCAUUACUAGUCGUGACCUGGCCCAUCAGGCCCUGGUUCAGAUGGGCGCAGCUUUGGCAGGAAGGCCUCUUUCCCCUGCCUCUGCACGCAUCGUCAAUCUCAACCAGCACAGCAUCAACUCUGCGGACUACGGCCCAUUGUGGCGCCUCUUUCGCCGCAACCUCAUGGCAGAGACGCUCAACCCGGGCCGGACCAAGGCCUUCUCGGAGGGUCGGCGGUGGGUCAUGGAUGUCUUGAGAGACAGGCUACAAGACGAAGCAGAGCAAAGUGGCGGAGUAGUAGCCCCCAUCGGCGCCUUCCAUUAUGCCAUGUUCUGCUUACUCCUCUUUAUGUGCUUUGGCGAGAAGCUGGACGAGGUCACCGUUCGAAAGGUAGAAAAUCCGCUGCGUGACCUGCUCGUCAACCUUACCCGGUUUAACCUAUUGGGCUUCUUCCCUUGGCUUUCCAAGAUUUUCUUCCGAAGACGGUGGCAUCAUCUCGCGGAGCUCAAGCGCAACGAAGUGGAAACACUGCUUCCCCUCAUUCGAGCCCGGUUGGGGGUCGAGCAGAAGAAUUGGUUCUGCUACGCGGAUUCACUCCUCACUCUAGAACACCCGGAGGGGAGGCGACUCAGCGAGGGGGAGAUUGCGACACUUUGCGGAGAGUUCCUCAACGCCGGCACAGACACGACGUCGACAGUACUACAGUGGGUGAUGGCCAACUUGGUGCGGAGCCCCAAGAUUCAAGCCAAGUUGUAUAGUGAGGUUGUGAGCGUCGUGGGGGAUCGUGAGGAGGUUGCAGAGGAGGAGCUAACACAGAUGCCUUACCUCAAGGCAGUGAUUCUCGAGGCGUUGAGGAGACAUUCACCAGGCCAGUUGCUGCUACCGCAUGCAGCCACUGAGGAGGGGGUCAGCGUUGCCGGCUAUCACAUACCAAAGAAUGCGACUGUGAACUUCGUGGUUGGGGAUAUGGCGUUGGACGAGGAGGUGUGGAAAGACCCCAUGGAGUUCCGGCCAGAGAGGUUCAUGCCAGGAGGGGAGGGCGAAGAUGUGGACAUCACCGGCACCACGGAGGUAAAGAUGAUCCCCUUUGGCGCGGGCAGAAGGAUAUGCCCUGGGAUGGGCUUAGCGGUGCUGCACCUCCAGUAUUACGUAGCCAACUUGGUCCGCGAAUUUGAAUGGUCCGUCGUAGACGGUGAAGAGAUAGACCUCACCGAGAAAGUCGAGUUUACCGUGGUGAUGAAGCACCCUCUCAGGGCACGCCUUGCACCUAGAAACCGCCCGCAAUAGAUCGAGCGAGAGUGCACCGGUGUCCAUUUGGCUUGGGCUCUUAGGAAAUUCAUGUAUCAUGUAUAAGUUGUGGUAGGGACUGUGACGUGUAGGUUUUAACGUAUAAGCUAUUAAAUGCAUUUGUAUUCGUGGUAUAUGCCGUCCGACUUCGGAUCUGGUUAUACACAUUGUUCUCGUAUAUAAAUUUUCAUGUGCUAUUUUAAUAAUGACAAAAUGUCCAUGAGUAAUACAAAAAAAAAAAAAACUUUUUGCUUUGAUAAAAGUAAAACUUUUCAAUCUCUAUAUCAUUA
Molecule: messenger RNA, 2536 nt
Organism: Nymphaea colorata (pocket water lily)
Lineage: Eukaryota; Viridiplantae; Streptophyta; Magnoliopsida; Nymphaeales; Nymphaeaceae
Product: cytochrome P450 89A2-like
Exons: 1
Coding region: 705-2246 (513 amino acids)
Cellular component (GO): membrane
Molecular function (GO): oxidoreductase activity, acting on paired donors, with incorporation or reduction of molecular oxygen, NAD(P)H as one donor, and incorporation of one atom of oxygen; iron ion binding; heme binding
Source: RefSeq, a predicted model, not a curated record